This is a messenger RNA of Westerdykella ornata, 377 nucleotides long. RefSeq lists its product as uncharacterized. Lineage: Eukaryota; Fungi; Ascomycota; Dothideomycetes; Pleosporales; Sporormiaceae. The coding region runs from base 34 to 372 and encodes 112 amino acids. The record is from RefSeq and is a predicted model, not a curated record. The transcript has a single exon.
CGCAUCUCACAUCUGGACUUACAUACACAAAUCAUGGCAACCACAAUAGCUCCACCGUCCUCGUUCCGACCCCCAUGGGCCGGCCUUCCCCCGCCCGCACCGUUCCCCCGUCCUCGCGCGGACCCGUGCAAUCCCGUCUUGAGAUGCGGCCGCGGAAACGGCCACAUAUAUCCCAUCCAGACAAACCCAAGUAUAUAUAUACAACGCAUGCAUGCGUUCGCGAGGCGGAGGGCAUCUGGAAGCGACUCUCAUCCGUCCGGCCCGACGCAGCGGAUCCCUCGUCCUGCCAGCCAUGGGGAGCGGGGUGAGAAGGUGACGCGGACAACGGUGAGGAAUCCUAAUCGGACUCCGAGAGCUAUUACUGUGUUAUAAUAGGG